This is a messenger RNA of Closterium sp. Naga37s-1, 2043 nucleotides long. Lineage: Eukaryota; Viridiplantae; Streptophyta; Zygnematophyceae; Desmidiales; Closteriaceae. The record is from the annotation of a GenBank genome assembly.
AUGCUCAAGUCCCGUGAUCCCUACGCGGCAGUCUCCCUAGUGGUAGAGCUGAUGCUCAAGUCCCGUGAUCCCUACGCGGCAAUCUCCCUGGUGGUCGACCUCAACCUCUUCCCCACCGUCUUCCCGCUCCCCCACGCGCCCUCGCACACUGCUGAUGUUCCUCCCGACGACGAGUUACCCGGCCUCUGUGAAGCAUCGUUUGCAGCCACUUGCACGCGCCUGCACCAGUGGGAGCAACAGCUGCCCCAGGCUCUGAUUGAUCACUCGUCAGACCUGCGAGUGGGUCUGCUGCUGGCUGCGCUGCUGAUGCCUCUCAGGCACGCGCACUACCUGGAUAGGAAGAAGAAGGAGGUGAGAGAGGGGUGGCACGCGCACUACCUGGAUAGGAAGAAGAAAGAGGUGCCAUUCGCACAACACAUCGUCCUGGACUCGCUCAAGCUCAAACGAGCCUAUGCGGACAUGGCAGGUGCCCCCACCCUGUAUGCUGAUGUGGCAUGUGCCGCCACCCUGUAUGCUGACGUGGCGUGUCCCCCCACCUGUAUGCUGACUUUCGCUUUGUUGCUUGCUGCUCGUCCCUCCCUUGUCUUCCCGCUUCCCCUUCCUCCCCUCUCUCUGUCUGCCCCCCUUCCUCCUUGCCCCCCUCAGGUGGUGCUGCUGCAUGCAGCAGGGGAGGAUUUCACUGCCCUAGCGCCCCUGCUGGCCACAGCAGCAGCAGAGGGAGCACAGCGGGACCAUGACAUUAUGCUUAUACUUUCGCUGUCUGCCCCCCUUCCUCCUUGCGCCCCUCAGGUGGUGCUGCUGCAUGCAGCAGGGGAGGAUUUCACUGCCCUAGCGCCCCUGCUGGCCACAGCAGCAACAGAGGGAGCACAGCGGGACCAUGACAUUAUGCUUACACUUUCGCUGUCUGCCCCCCUUCCUCCUUGCCCCCCUCAGGUGGUGCUGCUGCAUGCAGCAGCGGAGGACUUCACUGCCCUAGCGCCCCUGCUGACCGCAGCAGGAGAGGGAGGAGCAAGAGGAGGGGGGAACGCAGCAGCAGCAGAGGGAGAUGCAGCAGUAGCUGCGAGGGGUGAGGCAGCAGCAACAGCGGCAGCAGCAACAGCGGCAGCAGCAACAGCGGCAGCAGCAGCAGCAGCGGCAGCAGCCAGAACCGGAGGUGCAGCCACAGCACGAGGCCUUACUCUAAUCUCACCCCCGCAUGAUGAGUUUCAAGACAACGCAAGGGUGCUGACAGGUGCGGUUGGUGGGGUGCUGGCAGGUGCAGCGCGGUUGGUGGGUCACUUGCAGGUCCGCUGGGUGCUGGCAGGUGCAGUACGGUUGGUGGGUCACUGGCAGGUGCAGUACGGUUGGUGGGGUGCUGGCAGGAAAGCUCCUCUGCAAGAUGAGGGCCUGCUGGCCGUUCGAAACCUUUUUCUACGUUGGCCGUCCGCUCUACAGAUCCCUUCACAAGCUGGUUCCAAAUCCCCUCUCCUCAAAUCCACGUUUCUUCCAAACCCCAUCUUCCCUCCCCAUCCCUCCUCCCCAGGCAAGCUCCUCCGCAAGUCCGUGCUCCCUCUCUAUUCCCCCCCACUGUCCUCCGCCAGGCAAGCUCCUCCGCAAGGCAAGCUCCUCCGCAAAGUGAAGGCCUGCUGGCCGUCCGCUGUGCUUCUUGCCUCUACUCUGCCGCCCGUUUCCUCUGCCGCCCACAGUGAACAGUGCGGGCGGGAGGGUGAGAGGGUGAAGGGGGCGAAAGGGGGCAGAGAGGUGGGAGAGGAGGAAGAGGAGGGUUGCAAGAGGAGGCGGAUGGAGGGGAGGGAAGAGUGCGGGGAAGAGGAUGCGGGGAAAGAAAGCGAGAAAUGUGAUCAGAACGAGUUUUAUCUGCAAGUGCUUCAAGCCGUGCACGCCAUGGCACUACUCGCCAUUUCCCCAAGCUCCUGUUUCGUGUUCUCAACCCCUUUCCAACAAAACUCUCAUUUGAGCGGAGCCCUCAGUCUACUUGACCUUCUCUACUUUCAGUUCGACCCCAAGCGCCUGCAGCCAUGUUGGCCAUCUUCCAGAAGUCGAUAG